Messenger RNA from Mycena indigotica, 3335 nucleotides. Its product is annotated as NACHT and WD repeat domain-containing 2. The coding region runs from base 1 to 1539 and encodes 512 amino acids. NCBI's taxonomy places the organism in Eukaryota, Fungi, Basidiomycota, Agaricomycetes, Agaricales, Mycenaceae. Gene Ontology annotation, molecular function: protein binding. The record is from RefSeq and is a predicted model, not a curated record. The transcript has 6 exons.
AUGGCUGACGAUGACUCCAUCCAGUAUCUUGGGACAACUCGCACCACCCCCAAACUUGUUUCAUUUCAGGCAAACACCCCCCGGCCUGUGACUGGUGUAGUGUUCCAGGUUGAAGGGGAAGGAGAGCAAGAAGCCCAGAGCAUUGUCUUUCACAAGAAUGACUCUGCGGUUGUGCAAAUCGGUCGAAGACCUGGUGGUCAACGAGGUGGAGAGAACAAGCAAGAACCUGGUCGUGCCUUCUUCAAUUGUCCAGUUGUCAGUCGAAUCCAUGCGAAGCUGGUGUUCAGUGAUAGUGGCCAAGUGAGUAGUACUUACUGCAACUCUCAUCACGGCACUCUUAUCCGUCCUGCCACAGGAGACCAGUCAGUCAAGAAACUUAUACCAGAAACCCCGCAACAGCUUCACGAUGGCGACACUUUGACGCUGGGCAAAUCAGUGGCCAGUUGUGAUGGUCUUGGAGCGGGGGUCGUACGCCCUGUUGUUGCCCGCGUCUCGUUUUUGUACAACCCCCCUACUUUCAAACCCCUUGUUGUCCCCAGUCCUGGGAGAUACGGCGUUUCGUCGGAUUCAGACUCGGAGGCUAGCUCGCAUGACUCGGACAUAGAGGAACUGCCCCCCUGGCAUAAUAUUUCCCCAUCCUUUAUGUCUUGGGUACCAGAUGAUGAGGAUCAAUUGGACGACCACUACAGCGAUUACUCGGAAUGCGACUCCUCAAUGGACUUGUCUAGCUCUCCCGAGCCUUCGGAUAUACCUCUUGAACCCAUCGUUAUUGGCGCCUGGCCACAUUCCCGAUCAUCAUCAUCUCCUUCCGUCUUUUCUUCCUCAUUCCCCCCUAUUCGCUUGGUGCCCUCCACUGCAUCCGUAGUUUUCAACGAACCUCCCAAAGUACCUUUCGACGACAUAUCGGACGAAGAGGCUGUUAUGUUUGACGAGCAGCCACAAGACGCGUUGAAACUCGAGGCAUCAGUUGCUUCCCUGAAGACCGAGGUUGAAAAGCUGCAGCAGCAUCGGAAGAAAUACAAGCAACGUUUCAAUGACAACAUCAAGGUCAUGACGGAUAAAUUUGCGAAUUUGGAAGAGAAGUCUUCAGAUAUCAACAGCCUUUACACGUUACUCUCCGACAAGGUCAAUGAGAAUGUUGAUGCUUGUCAACAAGCGCAAGCCCAGCUUCAUGUUCUUGAGCUGGAUAUGCUUCAACAACAGAUGGAGCGUAAAGAUCAGCACGUUGACCAGCAGAGCAAAGCCACAGCCAAAGCCCUGGAAAUUCUGGUCGCAGAGAUAACCCAACUGCGUGACACAGUCCGCGAAGAGUUGGCGGACAAGUCUCAGAGCGUCGAGGAUGCGAAAGAGGCUCUCAAGAAACUCUCAGAGCAGGUGUUGAUUCAAACAGAAUCGUUGAAGCGGAAACGGACUGUGGAAGAUGAAGAGGAAAUACCAAGCUCGGAUAUAGUCCCAGAACGGCCAACCAAACGUCGGCAAGUUGUCAAAGUCGCUGUCCAAACAGCGACGAUGGGUGUUGUUGGUGCCGUCGUUUGUUGACUCCUUGUGUUCGUCGCAUCAAAGUCGUUGAAUUAACCCACCAACGAAUUUGCCAGUGUUCCAGGGCCUAUUGAGGUCUCCGAUGAAGUAAUCUAACGUGCUUGACGCGACGCUUUGGCUGAUAUUGCAGGUUUUAUUCGCCAAUGCUCACCCGUCCAUGAGCCACGUCUCGCCUGAUUUUGUACCCAUCUUUGGGGAAUCUAUUCGUAUGACGAGGUACGGGUAGCGAGAGCAGCCUCGGAUAGCCAUUCACGACAUUAGGGAGGUUGUAAUGUCUGCCGACGGUCAGCCAUUCCUCAUCUCUGGAAGUGGAACUCUGGGUGCGUCUCCUCUAGCUUACUUUCGUCAAUAACAUUGCUUUAGGAUGGGACCAGGUGCAUCGAUCCACAUGUCUUAUCUGACAACCAACUCAAACAGCGCUAGGUUGCAGCAAACUUGAUUCAACCUGGAGAGAACGCGCUUGUACUCAACAGCGGCUACUUUGGAGAUAGUUUUACUGAGUGGUUUGUGUUGAUUCUGUCUCGAGCAGCACCUUGCUUAUCAGUCCCUACAGCCUCGAAGCAUAUGGAGCAAAGGUGGACCAGGUCAAAGCUGAUAUCGGCUCAGCAGUCAGCCAGGAUGCCAUCGAAACUGCACUCAAGAAGAAGAGCUACAGACUAAUCACCAUGACCCAUGUAGACACCUCCACGGGUCGGUUUUAUCGACUAUCUGUGCUUUGUGGUUCUGACACGCUAUUAGGCGUGCUUACCGACGCAAAAGCAGUUGCUAGUACCGUUAAGCGUGUCUCGCCCGAUACUCUGGUGUGUCUUGCUGUAUUUUUUUCGGCGAUUUGAGUGACGGUGAAUGGGUAGGUCAUCUUGGAUGGCGUGUGCUCUGUUGCGAGUGAGGAGCUCCGCAUGGACGAUUGGGGGAUUGAUGUCGUGUUAACGGCAAGCCAGAAGGGUCUCGGGGUCCCCCCCGGCCUCAGCAUUCUGGUAGCAAGCCCCAAAGCAAUCAAGGUAUGCACGAUGUUGAUUCGUGGAUUAAAUGGCCCGUUCAAGCCGAACCUGUCAGGUCUUCGAGUCGCGUACAGCACCAAUCGGAUCCUACUAUGCUAGCUGGAAGAAGUGCGUGCAUCUCAUAUUUCAAAAUGUGGUUCACAGUAGUCUCAGAUGGUUGCCGAUUAUGAACGCUUACGAGAGCGGCAAAGCAGCAUAUUUCGCGACACCACCAGUGAACCUCAUGUCAGGAAUUUUGCCAACUACCUACCCGCUUGCUAAUGCCGCCAUGAAUAGCUAUGCAUAUCAUGAGGCUUUGACGCAAAUCACCAAGAGGGAGCCUUCCUUGGAAGAGCGCAUAAGACUACAUCGCGCAGCAAGCAAGGAGGUCAAGGAGACCGCUGCAGCUCUUGGUCUUCAACAGGUGGCGGUUGAUUCAGCCUUUGCCGCAAAUGGAAUGACUGCGGUUUGUUGAAAAAGACCUGAUAAUCUGCACGAACCCAUCAUCUCACAGUUAUACUUCCCAGAGGGAGUCUCCGCCGCGGACGUGAUCCCCAAAUUCGGCGCAAAAGGCCUAGUUAUCGCUGGUGGGUUGCACACUGAAAUUAAAGGUCAGCUUUGGGUGCGGUGGUGUAGGUUGUCUAUUGAUCACAACUCUCCAGACAAGUAUUUCCGUAUUGGGUAUCAGUGCUUUCAUUGUGCGCCUGCUUAUACUGACAGGGUCCUUCCUAAAGGCACAUGGGCGUGACUGCUGUCGACGCGCAACGGGGCGAUAUCCAAACAGUAACUGAGGCAUUGAAGGCAGUUUUUGCAAAGUGA